AUGGAGAACCUCGGUCGCGGAGUCGUGGCAGUACGCUCAAACGAAACUCAUGUCCUGGUGGGCUGGCGUUUGCUAGGUCUCGACCCUGACGACAUUGGCUUCAAUGUGUAUCGAGCCACAGGCACUGGCAAGACGACACGGCUCAACUCUGAAGUGUUGACCGGCGGGACCAACUUUAUAGAUUCGGAAGCCGAUCUAGGAGAAUCCAACACUUAUCAUGUUCGACCUGUAGUGAAGGGAAAAGAACAAGACGCCAGUGGAAUGUUCAAACUUCCCGCCGACAACGCAGAGGAGCCAGUGGUCCGGAUUCCGCUCCGUUCUGGCGGAAAGAUCAAGUAUGUAUGGGUUGGCGACCUCGACGGUGAUGGCGAGUACGAUUUUGUUCUAGAUCGACAGACUUCGCCUCAGCUCCUAGAGGCGUAUCGCAGCGACGGAACAUUUCUCUGGGAGGUCAACAUGGGACCUAACAGCGAGAAUCAGAACAAUAUUGAGCCUGGGUCGUCAACACUCAACGUCGGACAUUGGGAUGGCGUCACAGUCUAUGACUUUGACAGCGAUGGGCACGCCGAGGUGGCAGUUCGGAUCGCGAACGGCGUCACAUUCGGCGAUGGGGAAACAUUUGAGGAGGGAGACGACGAUAACUCGCAGUUCAUCGCCAUUCUGGACGGAAAGACCGGGGCAUUGCGUGGAACUGCUCAGCUGCCCACCGACUACUUGUCUGACGGCCCCUUGGCUGCUCGGUUCGGCGUUGGUUAUCUGGAUGGCGAACGACCUCACUUGGUGACAUAUUUCAAGAACCGUAUCGGCAAGGGCGGCUUCAACCUCAUCAUGGCGGCUUGGACCUUUGACGGCUCUGAUGUCAGUAUGGAGUGGAAGUGGUUGAGGGAGGAUCAAGAUGCACCAGAUGGACACAACACCCGGAUUAUAGAUGUGGACGGCGAUGGAAAGGAUGAAGUCGCCGAGAUUGGGUUCAUGCUCAACGGCGACGGAAGUGUUCGUUAUCUGCUGGGUCCAGAAGGCAUCGUCCAUGGCGACCGGUACCACAUCGCCAAGAUGGACCCAGACCGCAAAGGGUUACAGGGCUACGGCGUACAGCAAGACAAUCCAAGUCGCCUUUACGAGUACUACUACGAUGCAACAGACGGAACGCUACUCUGGGAGCAUUUCGGGGAUGACGUAGCGGAUAUUGGACGCGGUAUGGCUGGCGACAUUGACCCUCGAUACCCGGGGAUGGAAGUAUGGGGCUUCUCAGGAAUAUACAACGCCCAGUCCAACGAACUGACCGAGAAUGACACUGGCCUGGCGCCUUGGCCGCAUCUGGGCAUUUGGUGGGAUGGAGAUGAACUCAUGGAGCUGUACAACGACGGCAAGUUCGAGAAGUGGGAUUGGGAAAACCCGACGCCUUCGAACAAGCUUCCACGGCUUCUCAAGGCUUCUGACUACGGGGCCAUCAAUCCGACCAACCGCAACCCCGCGUUCAUUGGCGAUAUUCUGGGCGACUGGCGUGAGGAGGUGAUUCUCACCAACGAGGCGUAUGACGAGCUCGUCAUCUUUACCACCGAUCACCCUACCGACAUUCGUCUUUAUACAUUGCCUCACAACCCGGCCUAUCGAAAUGCCAUGACACUGAAGGGAUAUAUGCAGUCGCAUCACGUUGACUACUUCCUUGGCCAUGACAUGAAGCAGCCUCCGAAGCCCAAAAUUCACUACGUGUAG
Ilyonectria robusta is the source of this 1716-nucleotide messenger RNA. RefSeq lists its product as uncharacterized. The record is from RefSeq and is a predicted model, not a curated record. Bases 1 to 1716 code for a protein of 571 amino acids. Lineage: Eukaryota; Fungi; Ascomycota; Sordariomycetes; Hypocreales; Nectriaceae. The transcript has a single exon.